AUGGCUUUGGUCCAAACCUUAGCCUCACAGAUACCAAACAUCAAAUUCCGACACCUAUGCAGAAAAGAUCUCAAGCAUGCCGAUGCCUUGGCAUACAUAUCAUCCAUGUUGAAAGAUGAGAAUGUUAAAGCCAUAAAGAUAAAAAGAGUGUAUGAACCUUCGAUCACCCCACGGCAGUUCUUCGCUACAAAUCGUGAAAACGAUGUAUGGGAGGACAUUGGUGACGACGAUGUGGGGGAGGACAUUGUUGAGGACUUCAUCGAAGACGACAUCAUGAUGAGGGAAAACGGAGACGAGGACUUCAACAAUGAAGAAGACUGGAGAACCGAGAUUCACCUUUAUCUGGAAGGAGGUACGCUACCAACGGAAUUGAAGAAAGCCAGAAAGAUACAAUUAAGGGCAGGGAGAUACGAUCUUCAUGAUGGAGUAUUGUACGAGAAAUCCUUUCUUGGACCACUUCUACGAUGUCUAUCCAGAGAGGAGGGGCAUCGUAUUUUGAAGGAUAUCCAUUAUGAGGACGUAGGUAACCACAGCGGAAUGAGAUCACUGGCGGAUAAAGCAAAAAUGCAGGGAUACUAUUGGCCACAAAUGAUCCGAGAUGCUGCUAGGAUGUCCAGGAGAUGCGAAGAAUGUCAGCGACAUCGUAGGCCCCCUGAUCGAAGGGUCAGGGAAAAGGAGAUUCUUGAUCGUAGCCACAGACUACUUCAGCAAGUGGGUGGAGGCCAAAGCCCUAGCUAG
This is a messenger RNA of Papaver somniferum (opium poppy), 738 nucleotides long. RefSeq lists its product as uncharacterized. NCBI's taxonomy places the organism in Eukaryota, Viridiplantae, Streptophyta, Magnoliopsida, Ranunculales, Papaveraceae. The record is from RefSeq and is a predicted model, not a curated record. Bases 1 to 738 code for a protein of 245 amino acids. The transcript has 2 exons.